This is a messenger RNA of Ceratitis capitata (Mediterranean fruit fly), 2727 nucleotides long. It is a transcript of the gene Sply, whose product is annotated as sphingosine-1-phosphate lyase. Gene Ontology annotation, molecular function: sphinganine-1-phosphate aldolase activity; pyridoxal phosphate binding. Bases 626 to 2263 code for a protein of 545 amino acids. The record is from RefSeq and is a predicted model, not a curated record. The transcript is spliced from 8 exons. NCBI's taxonomy places the organism in Eukaryota, Metazoa, Arthropoda, Insecta, Diptera, Tephritidae. Gene Ontology annotation, cellular component: endoplasmic reticulum. Gene Ontology annotation, biological process: sphingolipid catabolic process; carboxylic acid metabolic process.
UGAAUAGCAACAGCUGUUUUUCCUUUCAUUCUGAAAUAAAGUUUUUGUUGCAAAAUUUAUGUAUUGGGAAAUGUUUAUUGUUUUGUGAAAAGUUUAUAAUAAAUUAAAUUGAAUAUUUUUAUUAGAUACUAUGAUGAAAGUCCAACAAGUAUUAAAUAAAAGUUACACCUAAUAUUAAAACGGUAAAAAUCAUAUAUAUAAGGAAUUCGCUAAAGGAGAACGUAAAAACUUAUACUCAAUUAUUUUGUAAAAGUAAACAAUUAUAGCACAUAGAACAAAGCAUUUAGGUGCGUCAAGACUCUACUCAUGUACCAACCAACUUAUUUAUGUAUGUAUAAGUCUUUGCUGUGAGGCAAGCUUUCUGGCCCACUGAACACAACGUAAUUAGUUAUUAGUGCGCUUUCAACAGAUACACCAGCUAAACGAUUGGGUGCGCAUUUGUUCGCACAUUCAGAUUUCUCAACGGUAUACAUACUAUAUAUGUAUUUGUAAUACUUUACAUGCAAAUAAACAUAAAAUCGUAACGAAAAGUGAUUAAUUAAAAAGUACAAAUUCCAAAAAAAAAAAAAAAAAUCCCAUCGAGAAUUAAAAUAACUAGUGAGUAAAUAAAGUAGCGCGCAUAAAUAUGAAACCAUUCCAAGCUGGUGAAUGCACAGGAUUGUUAGCAGGUAGCCUGAAUAAUGUAUUUAGUAACAGAGAACCAUGGCAAGUGGCAGCGAUGACGGCAACAACAGUGCUUGGAACUGUUUGGCUAUGGGGGUUCAUCAAUCAGGAUGAAAACGUUUUUGUGCGUGGCAAGCGUCAGUUCUUUCGCUUUGCCAAGCGUUUUCCGGCAGUACGUCGUAAAAUCGAUGCAGAAAUAUCGAAAGCCCGAGCGGAUUUCGAGGAUGAAAUACGCAAAAGCUGCGAUGGUCUCAAUUGGUCAGUUGAACUUCCCGAAAAUGGUCUAGGUCGGGAGGAGAUACUACAAUUAGUAGAUAAACAUUUAACAAUUGGCCAUUACGAUUGGCGUGAGGGACGCGUUUCAGGUGCUGUUUAUGGUUACAAGCAGGAGCUGGUCGAGUUGAUAACGGAAGUGUAUGGCAAGACGUCCUAUACGAACCCUUUGCAUCCCGACAUCUUUCCGGGUGUGUGUAAAAUGGAAGCGGAAGUGGUGCGCAUGGCGUGUACGCUCUUCCAAGGCGAUGCAAAUAGUUGUGGAACGAUGACCACCGGUGGCACUGAAUCCAUAUUGAUGGCCUGUAAAGCUUACCGUGAUUAUGCGCUUGAAACACGUAACGUGCAACGUCCGAAUAUGAUCGUGCCACGCACGGUGCAUGCAGCAUUCGAUAAGGCAGCACAGUAUUUCAAAAUACAUAUUAAAUAUGUAGAAGUAAAUCCGAAAACAUUUGAAGUGAAUGUGGCGGAAAUGGAGCAUGAAAUUAACGGCAAUACGAUAUUGCUCGUUGGCUCAGCACCGAAUUUCCCCUAUGGCACUAUGGAUGAUAUCGAAGCUAUAGCUGCUUUGGGCGUUAAAUGCAAGAUACCUGUACAUGUGGAUGCCUGUUUGGGCAGUUUUGUGGUGGCACUCACCAGAGAAGCUGGCUAUAAGAUUAGGCCAUUCGAUUUUUCAGUUAACGGUGUGACUAGUAUAUCAGCAGAUACGCAUAAGUAUGGUUUUGCGCCCAAAGGCACCUCAAUUAUAAUGUAUUCGGAUCAAAAGUAUCUUGAUCAUCAAUUUACUGUUACCACCGAUUGGCCUGGCGGCAUAUAUGGCUCCCCCACCGUUAACGGCUCGCGCGCAGGUGGUAAUAUCGCCGCGUGUUGGGCAACUAUGAUGAGUUUUGGUCAUGAUGGUUAUUUGGAGGCGACCAAGCGUAUUGUGGACACCUCACGUUACAUUGAGGCCGCCAUACGUAAAGUGGAUGGCGUUUUCAUUUUUGGUAAACCCGCUACCUCCGUAGUCGCUGUAGGCUCCAAAGUUUUUGAUAUAUUCCGUUUAUCAGAUGCGCUCUGCAAAUUGGGCUGGAAUUUAAACGCGCUACAAUUUCCCUCCGGCAUACACCUUUGUGUUACUGAUAUGCACACACAAGCUGGCGUUGCAGAUAAAUUCAUUGCCGACUUCAAAGCGUGUGUCACGGAGAUCAUGAAAGAUCCUGGCCAACCUGUUGAGGGUAAAAUGGCUAUUUAUGGCGUGGCGCAAGGCAUACCCGAUCGCACAGUUGUUGGUGAGGUGACACGCGCCUUCCUGAGCAGCAUGUACUACACGCCGGCGCGGAAAUGAGUGCACUUUCUAAUGGUGAUUUAGUUUUUGAAAUGACAUUCGCAAAAUGGAGGUCAUAAAAUGUUACAUAUCUAGUUAAAUAAAAAUGAUAUCCAACAAUAUGGAUAUGGCAUAUUAUUAUAAAAAGAUUAUUGUUCCAUAAAAAAUUGAUUGCUAUGUGUGCUUCAUAAUAUUACUAUUUAUACAUAAAACCAACAUUUAUUUACAAAAAACCUUUAUUUUUAGGCUUGUUUUUAUAACAUUGUGAUUUAUUUUUAAAUAAAUUAGUUCAAACUGUAUACGAAUUAUGCCUACGUGUUAUAUAAAGUACUUAGCAUUGUAAAACAAAAAAUACAUAUAUGUAUGUCAUAACAUUUUCAAUUCAGGUGUUCAAUUAUAAUGUCAAAUUUCAUGAUAAAGAGUGUUUUAAUUGUUGUAUAUUCAUCAAAAAGUAAAAAAUAAAAGAUAUAUAUGUGAAAAAUAAA